Fraxinus pennsylvanica is the source of this 312-nucleotide messenger RNA. The record is from the annotation of a GenBank genome assembly. NCBI's taxonomy places the organism in Eukaryota, Viridiplantae, Streptophyta, Magnoliopsida, Lamiales, Oleaceae.
AUGGGAAUUUCGUUUAGUUACGAGCAGAUUAUCCAGAUUUCUGAUCGGAGAUUUGUUCCUUUUUUGGGACAUUGCUUCGAUGACAAGGAUGAGAAGUUUCUGGUUUACAGAUAUACGUCAAAUGCAGAUUUAUCUUGUGCCUUGUUUAAGAAACCUGAUGACCAUAACGAUAGACUACCAUCGCUGGAUUGGAUUAUAAGGUCAAAAAUUGCAAUUGGGGUUGCUGAUGGUUUAGUAUUUCUACAUGCUGAAUGUGCUCCACCUCUUGUUCACGGGUACACCAUUACUCGAUUCUCCUUAAAUCUCGAAUGA